Messenger RNA from Suillus clintonianus, 1419 nucleotides. RefSeq lists its product as uncharacterized. The transcript is spliced from 4 exons. The coding region runs from base 30 to 1181 and encodes 383 amino acids. Lineage: Eukaryota; Fungi; Basidiomycota; Agaricomycetes; Boletales; Suillaceae. Gene Ontology annotation, biological process: regulation of transcription by RNA polymerase II. Gene Ontology annotation, cellular component: nucleus. The record is from RefSeq and is a predicted model, not a curated record. Gene Ontology annotation, molecular function: RNA polymerase II cis-regulatory region sequence-specific DNA binding; DNA-binding transcription factor activity, RNA polymerase II-specific.
CAAACCUAUGUUUCGCCCUCAGAAAUAUCAUGUCGAGCCUGAAAAAAUUGUUGAACCCCGAAGAUGACUCUACAAGCUUGUAUCACUCAACAACCGGACAACCUAUUUCCGCAAGCCCCUCCUCCCCCACCUCAGACGGUAGCCUCAACGCAACAGUAGAAUUUCAUCAAUACGAUCCUCCAUACAAAGAGCAUGCCCCUCAUCCCAAUUGUCCUGACACCUUGGCCUGUCUUCCAGAUACGGAUGGGCGACCGCAGCACACUCUUCCAGUAAUCUUACGCUGUGCAAUCCUCGGUAGUGCACGGAGACGUCUCACCAUUCGCGAGAUAUAUGCUGCCAUGGAGGACAAAUAUUUGUAUUUUAGGACUGCGGGUCCGACAUGGAAGCAAUCUGUCCGCCAUCACCUAUCUUUGAAUAGAUUAUUUGAAAAACAGCCUCGUCCUGUCACAGAUCCAGGCUUCGGUUCUUACUGGACAGUAAAUCUUUCUGCUCCCCCAGGCACCAAGCGGCCACGAAAGCGGGGAAGACCUACGAAGGCCGCCGAGGAGUCGUCUAACUCUACACAGCAGAAGAAACGAGGACGACCUCGGAAAUCUGUUGAUCUAUCGUCUCCCCUGAACUCACUGACUGUGGGCCCGGGACGUUCGAUGCCAUGCAACAUUUCGGCCGUACGCACCGGGGGAAAUGACCAUGACGAUGGAAAUGGCGAGGAAGAUAUGGAUAUAGGUGCAGACGGACAUGAGAUGAGUGAGGAUGAAUACGAGAGCGAGGAAGAUAUGGCUGUUCCCCCUCAUCAGUCAUCCCUUGCCGGACUUGGCGCUUUUGGGCUACACGAGGUCCCUUCUCGUUUGCUAAGCCCCUCUACAUCCCGUGCGCUGAUCGCCCACUCCGAUGAAAAUCUCGUGGACCGAUUGCAGAUUGAAAUGGCGGGAUUGCGGAGGCAGUCUGCGGAUGCGAUAUCUGUGUCCUUGAAGAUAUCAGAUCAGCUAGCGGAAGCCCAGGCUGAGGCAGCUAGAGCGAAGACCGCCCUCAGAACAGUUGAGGCGAUGCUGGAGGAGGAGGCCAUAAGAAGGAGGGAAGCUGAAUAUCUAGCAGAUCAGGAAGCUAAGUUGAGGCGAGCAGCAGAAGAUACGAUUGCACGAUUGCGAAGUCAGUGUCAGGCUGACCAUCAAGCCACAUAAGCACAUUUUAGAUCGUUGGCGCCUCCUCGUUUGCUCAUCCUUGAGCACUGGAGACUCCUUCUCCAGUAACUAGUUUUCAGCCAUUCAGUACUGGGACACAUGAAAGGACUCAACAUAUUCUACGAAUCUUCUUUACUUUCUCAAUUCAUUGGUACACAUGAGUAUUCUAGGAUUUCCAUGUAUACUUAUUGAUGAAUAUCAUCGGAAUGGACGAGUAGUUCAAAAAGGAAAUCAGAGA